Molecule: messenger RNA, 2226 nt
Organism: Eutrema salsugineum
Lineage: Eukaryota; Viridiplantae; Streptophyta; Magnoliopsida; Brassicales; Brassicaceae
Product: wall-associated receptor kinase 4
Exons: 3
Coding region: 1-2226 (741 amino acids)
Biological process (GO): cell surface receptor signaling pathway; protein phosphorylation
Cellular component (GO): plasma membrane
Molecular function (GO): ATP binding; protein serine/threonine kinase activity; calcium ion binding
Source: RefSeq, a predicted model, not a curated record
AUGAAGUUGCAGGGUUUGUUCUUGGUGGCUAUUAUAUGCCUUUCUUACACGCAGCUGGUCAAGGGGCAACCCUCUACCAAUUGCUCAACAACAACCUGUGGCAAGGUUACACUUGAGUACCCAUUUGGCACUUCUUUUUCUCAUGAUCCAGAUUGUUACCGUUCCGAAGAUCCUAGUUUCAAACUCACUUGUGACAAGGAGAAGCUACUCUUUGAUGACCUCGAAGUGGUCCACGUCAAUUAUAAUGCAAGCCAGCUACGAGUCCUGAUUCCAGUAUCAUACGUUUGCUUCAACAGCCAAGGACAUAUAAGUUCUGAAUCCAACUUGAUUGGGCGGCUGGGAAAUCUAACUCUCUCCAAAAACAACAUGCUUACUGCAGUUGGCUGUGACAUGGUCGCGUAUCUGUCAACUGCUGGAUCUCGAAGAAGAACUUCAGUAGGAUGCGUAUCAAUAUGUGAUGAUCCUCUUCCCCAAGUAACAGAUCGUCAAUGUAAUGGUGUAGGUUGCUGCCAGAGCCCAGUCCCUGCUUGGAGCAAUAUUUUCAUAGUCAGCAGAAAUCGCCUUAGAUACACUUCUGUGCGUAGUUCUACUAGUCCUUGCAUCUACGCUUUUCUCGUUGAGAAUGGCACUUUUAAGGUCAGUGGUGUGGAAAGUGUUACGAAUCUGCAGAAUACGAGGUUUCCUGUGUUAUUAGAUUGGUCUAUUAGAGGAGAGACAUGCGAGCAAGUUGGAGGAAUCAAAAAAUGCGGUGCGAACAGCGAGUGUUCCAACUCUACUGACAACACUGGGUAUGUCUGCAAAUGUUUACAAGGUUUUUAUGGGAAUCCAUACCUUCGCGAAGAAGGCUGCAAAGAUAUCGAUGAAUGUACUCAUCCUAUCCACAAACAUAAUUGUCCGGAAUUCAGCACCUGUGAGAACAUCCCUGGAAGCUUUCUUUGUAAUUGCAAAUCUGGUUACGACUUAGAUACCACCACUAAUAUCUGCAUUCCAAAAGACAGCCCUGAAUACUAUACAAAAUGGACUCAAACUGUUCUUGGAACCACCAUCGGCUUCUUGGCCAUCCUGCUUGUCGUUAGCUGUGUACAACAGAGGAUGAAGCACCGGAAGGACGCCAAACUCCGACAACAAUUCUUCGAGCAAAACGGCGGUGGAAUGUUGAUGCAGAGACUCUCAGGAGCAGGGCCAUCAAAUGUUGAUGUCAAGAUCUUUACUGAGGAAGGCAUGAAGGAAGCAACUAAUGGUUAUGAUGACAGCAGAAUCCUGGGCCAGGGAGGCCAAGGAACAGUUUACAAAGGAAUAUUGCCAGACAACUCUAUAGUUGCUAUAAAGAAGGCUCGGCUUGGAGACAAUAGCCAAGUCGAGCAGUUCAUCAACGAAGUGCUAGUACUUUCACAAAUCAACCAUAGGAACGUGGUCAAGCUCUUGGGCUGCUGUCUAGAGACUGAAGUUCCAUUGUUGGUCUAUGAGUUCAUUACCAGUGGCACCCUUUUCGAUCACUUGCACGGUUCCAUGUUUGAUUCCUCCUUUACAUGGGAACACCGUCUGAGGAUAGCCGUAGAAGUCGCUGGAACUCUCGCAUAUCUCCACUCCUCUGCUUCUAUUCCAAUCAUCCACCGCGAUGUCAAGACUAAUAUUCUCCUGGACGAAAACUUGACUGCAAAAGUAGCCGAUUUUGGGGCCUCAAGACUGAUACCGAUGGAUAAAGAACAGCUCACAACAAUGGUGCAAGGCACUCUCGGUUACUUAGACCCAGAAUACUAUAACACGGGAUUGCUAAACGAAAAGAGCGAUGUCUAUAGCUUUGGGGUAGUCCUCAUGGAACUGAUCUCCGGUCAAAAGGCAUUGUGCUUUGAAAGGCCACAGUACUCAAAACAUCUGGUCAGUUACUUUGCUUCUGCCACAAAAGAGAAUAGGUUGCAUGAGGUUAUCGAUGGGCAAGUGAUGAACGAAGAUAAUGAGAGGGAGAUCCAGGAAGCUGCAAGGGUUGCUGUUGAAUGUACAAGAUUGACGGGAGAGGAAAGGCCAAAGAUGAAGGAAGUCGCUGCAGUGCUUGAGGGCUUGAUAGCCACAAAAACCAAACAUCAGUGGUCGGAUCAGUAUCCUGAGCCAAUGGAGUUCGAACACUUGCUCGGCGUUGAAAUCUUAUCAGCACAGGAUGAAACCAGUAGCACUGGCUAUGACAGCAUCAAGAAUGUAGCAAGGUUGGACAUCGAAGCUGGCCGCUGA